GAACCCCCCCCCCCGCCUCACUGCCAUCCAUUGCCAUCACCGCCGCCACCACCGCCACCACGAGCACCAUCACCACCACCAACUAAAGCACGAGCCCAGGCGUCGGCUCGCGUCGCCGCGAUGGCCAUCACAGCCGAGGCGCUCAAGGAGAAGUUGGAGAAGGAGCUCGACGCCUCCUACGUGGAGGUGGAUGACAUCUCGCCCACGAUGUGCGGUGCGAGCUUUAAGGUGCUCGUCGUAUCGGCAAAGUUUGAGGGCAAGCCGCUGCUGCAGAGGCACAGGCUGGUGAACGCGGCACUUGUGGAGGAGCUCAAGGAGAUCCACGCGUUCCAGCAGAAGACGCUGACGCCAGAGCAGUGGCAGAAGGAGAAGACGCCCCAGUGACGGCGCUGCAAAGGCCGCCCCCAUCAUCCCUAACCCCCUCCCCGCUCCUACAGCGCCGACCCAGCCUCGACUGACGGACAGGGCCCCAGGCUCAUCAACCAAUGCGCAGCAGCAGUUCGUGCGAGCAAUGCCCUUUGUGGUUAUAAAUCACGACAGUGACUACUGACGGGAAGGAUCCUUUGCAAUACUCCCCAAAACCGUGGCUACCUUGGAAACCACCGCUCAUAACAUGACCAUGAAGGAUGCAUCAUCGUAAGCCGUAUUUCCACGAGAAUCUGCAGUGACUACGCAAUCCUCUGUAACACCACAAUGGAGAGACGGGCUCCUUUUUAACCCUACAAAGUUAGUCCAGAAACGGGCUACUGUGUGGUCGGCAGAAUCACACCUCGUAAUGAAGCCCCCAAAGCGGCUCGUCACGCUCUCCGACCUCCCACGACAGGUUCUCUUCUAAGCCUACAGUUAAUCCAGAAACAUUCCCCAUUGUCAACCACCACAAAUGGCAUUAUCAAGGCCCCAUUACCACUUCCGGUGGUUACUGAGAGCGGUGGUGGAAUCGUUAUUGUGCAUUGCUGCAUGAAGAACCCGGUGAACCGAAUUCACUUCUCAACCACAACGAAGAUCAGUGGUGAUAUCUGAACGGGUCCUGGGUUCUACCUGCUCCCAACCUUCCCAGCCUCACCUGCACUGACCAGUGUGGUGAAGUAUGGUCAAACAACUUCCAUUUCUGGCACGGUUUGGGGAGGCCUUCAUCCAGCAGUGGAUUAACAUUGGGCUGUAAAUGAUUAUUGAUAACAAAAUUGAGCUCGAUUGUAAAACGAAUAACCAUGAAAAGAAGCCCCACUUAAUGAUGCUAUGGUGAAUUAAAAUCAAGCCAUCUUGUCAAAUAGCAAUAACAGCACCAGACCUCGUGACUCACACCAACCCUCAUUGCCAUUCCACUUGCCUUGGGAGUGCGUACACACGUGCAGUGUAUAAGAUAGGCUGACGUAAGGAAUUGAUUGAAAACUUUUUUAUUCAAUUAGUCAAUGGUUUGCGUUGUUACGUUAAUAAACAUAUCAUCGCUG
Lethenteron reissneri (Far Eastern brook lamprey) is the source of this 1448-nucleotide messenger RNA. It is a transcript of the gene BOLA2B, whose product is annotated as bolA family member 2. The record is from RefSeq and is a predicted model, not a curated record. Gene Ontology annotation, cellular component: nucleus; cytosol. Gene Ontology annotation, biological process: protein maturation; intracellular iron ion homeostasis. Gene Ontology annotation, molecular function: 2 iron, 2 sulfur cluster binding. Lineage: Eukaryota; Metazoa; Chordata; Hyperoartia; Petromyzontiformes; Petromyzontidae.